GCUGCGUUCCUUCCCGCACCGCAGUGGUGACACUAGUUUGUUUACGUUCUGCUUGCGUUCUUUCUUCAAAUUUUGCAGAUAUUUUGUUUGAUGAAAACUUUGAUUUAACUUACACAGGCCACCGUAUUAGACCCAUACUUUAUCUCUACAACGUCCCCGAUAGUUAUCUCUGUAUUCCUCACGUCUUCGGUCCUCAACACCAAUUUUCAUUAUAUUGUGGUUAGAGGAUCACUCUGUUUUAUUUUGCAAUAUUUUGUUCUUAAUUCUUGUUUUAAAAUAAAUUAAUAAUUAUGGGGAAGAGGAAGAAAGAUUUGUCGCCGGGGGCCAAGAAAAAAUAUGACUCUGAUUCAAGUGAAUCAGAGACGGAAAAGUCAGCUAAGCGUGAUCUGCAGGAAAGAGAUGAAUUUGCUGCUCGUCUCAAGAAAAAAGAUAAGGAGAAGACCAGAAAUGUUGCGGAAGCACAAGGUAAAAGCUAUGAGGAAGCUGCAAAGCGUAUUAAAAUGGAAAAGGGAAACUUGGAUAAGCUGAUACCAAGUCUCAGGGUGGAGUCACGGCGGAAAUACUUGGAAAAGCGUAAGGAUGACAAAAUAGCUGAGCUAGAAGCAGACAUCCAAGAUGACGAAAUGCUUUUUGAGGAGGAUGAGUUGACAGAAAGAGAAAAAAAGGAACGAGAACGCAAGAAGCAGCUUCUUUACCUAGCUAAAGAACAUGAGCGUGCCAGGGAACUUGAGAGAAUUCAACGAUACCACAUGCCUCAAGACAAAAAGAAAGGAGAUGAUAAGUAUGAAGAAGUUGAUGAGAGAGAAAAGCAACCCCAUUCUGAGCAAAAGAAAUGGGAGGAAGAGCAGAUGCACUCAGCUAGUUGGCGUGUGGGGGCUAAAGGGGGUGUGAAAAAGGAGGAUUACGAUUAUGUGUUUGAUGAACAAAUUGAAUUUAUACAAGCUCUGCGCAUGCCUGGUGAUAAAGAAAUGACGUUGGUUACAGUAUCAGAUUUGAAGAUUGCACUUCAGAACGUACCAUUAUCAAAUAUAUGACUGAUGGUACACUACACAGGGAAUUCCUCUCUGAGCCUGACCUUCAAGGCUACAGUGUUAUGAUUAUUGACGAAGCUCAUGAGCGCACACUUCACACUGACAUUUUAUUUGGCCUAGUCAAAGAUAUUGCUCGGUUCAGGCCAGAUCUAAAACUUCUUAUAUCAAGUGCUACUCUGGAUGCUGAGAAGUUCUCUACAUUUUUUGACAAUGCUCCAAUUUUUAGAAUUCCUGGUCGUCGCUUCCCUGUUGAUAUAUAUUAUACAAAAGCACCUGAAGCAGAUUACAUUGAUGCUGCAACUGUGUCAAUUCUUCAAAUACAUGCAACACAGCCAUUGGGUGACAUUCUUGUUUUCCUUACUGGUCAGGAAGAAAUUGAAACUUGUCAAGAAAUACUUCAGGAGAGAGUGAAACGACUUGGAUCUAAACUUAAAGAACUAUUAAUCCUUCCUGUGUAUUCAAAUCUUCCAUCUGAAAUGCAAGCAAAAAUAUUUGAGCCAACACCUCCUGGGGCUCGCAAAGUGGUUUUGGCAACAAAUAUUGCUGAAACAUCUCUUACCAUUGAUAAUAUCAUAUAUGUCAUAGACCCUGGUUUUUGUAAGCAAAACAAUUUCAACUCAAGGACAGGCAUGGAAUCAUUGAUAGUUGUUCCAAUUUCAAAGGCAUCUGCUAACCAAAGGGCAGGUCGAGCUGGGAGGGUUGCAGCUGGGAAGUGCUUUAGGUUAUACACUGCUUGGGCUUUCAAGCAUGAGCUCGAGGAUAAUACUGUCCCAGAAAUCCAACGGAUCAACCUCGGCAAUGCAGUGCUGAUGCUGAAGGCACUUGGUAUCAAUGACUUGGUACAUUUUGACUUUUUGGAUCCACCACCACACGAGACACUGGUUUUAGCUCUGGAACAACUGUAUGCCCUGGGGGCACUGAAUCAUCAUGGUGAGCUUACCAAGCUAGGAAGGCGAAUGGCUGAGUUCCCUGUAGAUCCUAUGAUGGCAAAGAUGAUUCUAGCCUCUGAAAAGUACAAAUGCUCUGAUGAUAUAGUCACAAUUUGUGCCAUGUUGUCUGUAAAUGGAGCGAUAUUCUAUCGUCCCAAGGAUAAGAUAAUCCAUGCUGAUACUGCAAGAAAAAAUUUCAAUUGUCCUGGUGGAGAUCAUUUAGUGCUGCACAAUGUGUAUAAACAGUGGGCUGAUACAGAGUUUAGUACACAGUGGUGCUAUGAAAAUUUUAUCCAGUACAGAUCAAUGAAAAGAGCCAGAGAUGUUAGAGAACAGUUGGUGGGUCUCAUGGAAAGAGUCGAAAUGGAUAUGGUUUCUACUGAUGGUGAUACUGUUCCCAUAAGAAAGGCUAUCACAGCUGGCUAUUUUUAUCACAUUGCACGUCUGUCCAAGGGAGGACAGUAUAAGACUGUAAAGCAUAAUCAAACUGUAAUGGUCCAUCCUAACAGUAUGCUCUUUGAGGAUCUGCCCAGAUGGGUGCUUUAUCAUGAACUUGUUUUCACCACUAAGGAGUUCAUGCGUCAGGUGAUUGAAAUUGAAAGCAAAUGGCUUUUGGAGGUUGCUCCUCAUUAUUAUAAGGCAAAAGAACUUGAAGAUUCUACAAAUAAGAAGAUGCCAAAACUCCUUGGGAAGGCAAAAGCUGAACUUGGUGUAGUAAAUUGAGCCUACUUGUGCCCAAAUUCAACUGUGAUAGUCUCUUAUUUUUAAAAACAAAAUCAAAGUGAGCAUGUCGGCGUUUUCAAAAGAAUCUUAUUCAACUAGGAAAAUUUGCUACGAGCUUUGCUUGAGCAAAAAUAAAAAAAGAGAAUUAACAUCUUGAA
This is a messenger RNA of Frankliniella occidentalis (western flower thrips), 2841 nucleotides long. It is a transcript of the gene l(2)37Cb, whose product is annotated as pre-mRNA-splicing factor ATP-dependent RNA helicase DHX16. Lineage: Eukaryota; Metazoa; Arthropoda; Insecta; Thysanoptera; Thripidae. The record is from RefSeq and is a predicted model, not a curated record. Gene Ontology annotation, cellular component: catalytic step 2 spliceosome; intracellular anatomical structure. Gene Ontology annotation, molecular function: ATP binding; RNA binding.